AUGGAGUUUCGGACAAGGCAUUUAUCAAUGUUUGAUACCAUUGAAGGUUUCUUACAAAGUCAGAAUAACCUCAUGCCUAUUAGGUACUCUUAUUGGAACAUUAAGAUGAUGACCAAAGGUUUCAAGGACAAGUUGGGGGAAGGAGGCUUUGGUUGUGUAUACAAAGGAAAACUUCGGAGUGAUCAUAUUGUGGCAAUAAAGAUAUUAAAUAAGCCCAAAGCUAAUGGCCAAGAUUUCAUCAAUGAAGUUGCUACCAUUGGAAGAAUUCAUCAUGUCAAUGUGGUACAACUAAUCGGAUUUUGUGCUGACAGAUCUAAGCGUGCUCUUGUCUAUGACUUCAUGCCUAAUGGGUCUCUUGAAAAGUACAUUUUUUCCCAAGAAGCAAAUAUGUCCUUGAGUUGCAAGCAAAUGUAUGAGAUUUCUCUUGGCGUGGCCCAUGGGAUUGAAUAUUUGCAUCGGGGUUGUGAUAUGCAAAUUUUACAUUUCGACAUCAAGCCUCACAACAUUCUUUUAGAUGAGAAUUUCACUCCAAAAGUUUCCGACUUUGGGCUUGCGAAAUUGUAUCCAACAGAUAAUAGCAUUGUGUAUGUGACUGCAGCAAGAGGAACAAUGGGCUACAUGGCUCCAGAAUUGUUCUACAAAAACAUUGGACGUGUUUCCUACAAAGUUGAUGUUUAUAGUUUCGGAAUGUUGUUGAUGGAAAUGGCAGGUAGAAGGAGAAACUUGAAUGCAUUUCCUGAUCAUGCAAGCCAAAUUUACUUCCCUUCUUGGGUUUAUGACCAAUUUAAAGAAGGGAAGGACGUGGAAAUGGGAGAGAGCACAGAGGAAGAAAGGCAGAUGAUAAGAAAAAUGAUAAUAACAGCAUUAUGGUGCAUACAAAUGAAGCCUGAUGAUCGUCCUGCAAUGAAUAAAGUUGUAGAAAUGCUUGAAGGAAAUAUUGAACUUGUGCAAAUGCCUCCGAAGCCUUUCCUAACUCCUCAAGAGAUGCCAACUGAAGAUAACUGAAUGAACCCCUUUCCUAACUCCAAUAAUUUAGAAUGAUAAAUGUUGUACUAUAUUAAGGAGGGGUGCACGGAACCUCACAAUAAUAAAUAAGGCAGUAAAUCUUCUUCCAGACAUGAUUGUUUCAUAAAUUUAUAUCCUCCAUAUAAAAUAGUAAAAUUUCAAUAAAUUUGUUUUGCAGUGUAAUGAAAUCUAACUUGGUUUGGCACUAUUUAGCAGAAAAAUGCUCAAACAAUGCUCAGGAGAAAUGUUCAAACAAAAUAUAUAAAUUUAUAUAUUUAUUAUGUAUAAUAUAACAUUUAUUUCAAAAGUUUGAAUGUAGAUUAAUGCUUAUAAAUCUGUAUUAGUUUUAUU
This is a messenger RNA of Camellia sinensis, 1356 nucleotides long. The record is from RefSeq and is a predicted model, not a curated record. NCBI's taxonomy places the organism in Eukaryota, Viridiplantae, Streptophyta, Magnoliopsida, Ericales, Theaceae.